UUUCAGUACCAAAAGCGGUAACCCCGAGUUACACUCCGGCUUACCAUGCAGCGUUGCUCAGGGAGUCCCUGCAGCGCUUACCUUGUCCUUCGCUACCGCGAUGCGUCCCCCCUGCAGCGUCCCCGGCCAUCUCCUCCGGCCGAUGCUGGCAUCCGGCUUCCGUGUUCCGGUCCCUGUGGCGUCGGGACAUACGGGCGCAAAUUUGAAAUUUUUUUUAAAAUGUCAUUUUUUUUUUAAAUGAUUAUUACAUAUGCUUUGUCCUGUCCCCUGCCUGCAUUUUGACUGUUCUUUCUG
This is a messenger RNA of Staurois parvus, 294 nucleotides long. Lineage: Eukaryota; Metazoa; Chordata; Amphibia; Anura; Ranidae. The record is from the annotation of a GenBank genome assembly.